Messenger RNA from Saprolegnia parasitica CBS 223.65, 444 nucleotides. RefSeq lists its product as hypothetical. The annotation marks the transcript as partial. The transcript is spliced from 3 exons. Gene Ontology annotation, cellular component: nucleus. The record is from RefSeq and is a predicted model, not a curated record. Lineage: Eukaryota; Oomycota; Saprolegniomycetes; Saprolegniales; Saprolegniaceae. Gene Ontology annotation, molecular function: DNA binding; DNA polymerase binding. Gene Ontology annotation, biological process: DNA replication preinitiation complex assembly; DNA replication checkpoint signaling; mitotic cell cycle.
AUGCCAAGUGCAACGAAGCGGGCGGGCGAGGCCGCAAUGGCGACGGACGCAAAGCGCGUCAAGGUCGACGCGCCGGCCGUCGACGCCAAGCCAGCGGUGGACGGGACGCCGUACGCCGAGUACGCGCUGAGCGAGCACGCGCCGCCGCAGCUCGUGACGCUUGUGCAGCUCUUUGCGUCGCUCGAGUUUAGCAUCACGACGCUUAACUUGUACAAGCGUACGCCGAGCUUCUCGGCGCUGCGCCGCGCGAUCGAGUCGUCGGCCAAAUGCACUUUUUCCGAGCACGAGCUCGCGCAGCUCUUGACGCUGCUUCCGGACGCCUAUGAUCUGACGUUUUCCAAGGCGCCCGACAACCACAAGGUGCCGUUAGAGCUCUGCGUGAGCGUGCCCGAGGCCAUGGCCAGCCUCUCGUUCCGAGAGCGCAUGGAAGCGUUCUGCAGCGCC